Messenger RNA from Trichoplusia ni (cabbage looper), 1142 nucleotides. RefSeq lists its product as uncharacterized. The record is from RefSeq and is a predicted model, not a curated record. The transcript has 2 exons. Lineage: Eukaryota; Metazoa; Arthropoda; Insecta; Lepidoptera; Noctuidae. Bases 518 to 1075 code for a protein of 185 amino acids.
UCCUAAUUGGUAAUUUAGCAAGAUAUUACAUUUAUCAGUCAUACCUGAGCUUGAGUGACUUAGUUUGCGAGCAGUCUGCAAAAGCCUUCCCAUUUUGGCUUCGACUGUAGGAAGCGGAAAAGCAUUCCGGUGAUUUUAGUAAGAAGCCGGCACACCCUUUCCACUUCUAAAAAACGAAGGAACGGAGUCCAUGCCAAGACCCAGGAAGUAAAAGAGGAUUUUCUCCAAGUCACAUAAAAGUAAGAAUGACAUGAGGAUCGACGAAUACGGAACAACUCAUCUCAAUAACUGAACUACAAUUAGAAAAGCAGACAGAUUAGAAUUUCCUUGUACGCUUCUUUGUUUAUUGUUGUUUCGAGCAUUUGUAUAUUUGUUGUUGCAAAACAAUCAUUUCCGAGGACGUGUUUAAUCUAAUCGGAGAUUGUGCGAUGGAGACAAUGGUGUUUUCGAUACAACUCUCUUUAUAUAUCGGUUCCGAAUUAAGUGAGGGUUUAAACGAAACAGUUACUGUUCCAAGAUGGUAGGAUUAAGAGUGAACUGUGCAAGUAAUUGUAAUGUUCUUGUGUUUUUGGCAAUAUACGUUUCAUCAUCCUACGGAUUAAACGUGGGUUUCAUAGCAGGCGACUUGAAGCGCCUCAGCCCGCUCGUCAUCAAGAAGUUCUCCCAGAACUCGCCCGUCUUCAUCAACACCAAGCAAGACAGCCAGCACGUACGCUCAAUGAUAGACCAAGCCACAGACAAAGCUCCAGUUAAAAAACGGUCCAUUCAACCGAUCCCUCCUCUAAAGAUCUCGCCGAAGCACCGAAGAUCUAUCGGUUCUAUACCCAAAUUGCCCUAUGUUCCUCUUCUUCUUCCGUGGAUACCAAAACAUCCUCUCUUACCCCUGUUCCCUUCCUGGCUGCCCCCUCCCACUCCUGGCCCGUUACCCGUAAUCCCCCCUUUAGCUAAGGUCAGUACCCUCAGUUACCUUGAACGGCGUAACUCAGAAAUCCUGAACAAAUUGUAUGAACUGAGGAACAGAGGAUCCCUCACCAGUUCGGAAUACAUGAACUUUAAGAAACUAUUGUUUAAAUAGAGGUUAAAUGGAAUUAGGAAUUGUUGUAAACGUUGUUGUGAUAUAAAAUAAUGUUUUUAAUACGAAU